GUCACUUUUGCGACGGCACUGUACUGACGGCUGUCAUAAUUCACAUUAAUAACACGUGAGGUUAUUUUGAAAUUACGUGAUGUUUAAUUGAAGUUAAUAUAAAGUUUUAAUAUGGCAGACGAAAAUGUGUUUGAUAAAAAGAAGUCGCACCGAGCUAAGCAAGCUGGGCGCAAAGCAGAGAAGAAGAAAAAUAAGAACAAAGUUGAUCAAUCUAACCUAAGUGCUCGGCAGAGAAAUCCUAAAGCUUUUGCUAUCCAGUCUGCUGUAAGAGCCGAGAGACAGUUCCGCAGACGAGAAGAUGUUAUUGCGAAGAAGCAACAUAUUCCUCAAGUGGAUAAAACUCCGUUGGAGCCUCCGCCCAUCGUCGUGGCGAUUGUUGGACCACCCCGAGUCGGUAAAACAACACUCAUCAAUAAUUUGAUAAAGAGCUUUAUAAAAACCAAUGUGACGAACACGAACGGUCCUAUAACAAUUGUGACAUCGAAGAAGCGCCGCAUUACGCUAAUAGAAUGUAAUAACGACGUAAAUUCUAUGAUCGACAUCGCGAAAUGUGCUGAUUUGGUGUUGUUACUGUGUGACGCCAGCUUCGGUUUUGAGAUGGAGAUAUUUGAGUUCCUCAACAUCUGUCAGGUGCACGGUAUGCCUAAAAUUAUGGGUGUACUAACUCAUCUCGAUAUGAUAAAGAAUGCUAAAACAUUGAAGACUACAAAGAAGACCCUGAAACAUAGGUUUUGGACUGAAGUGUACGCUGGAGCCAAGUUGUUCUACCUGUCUGGUAUUAUACACGGGGAAUACUUGAGGAAUGAAAUAAAGAAUUUAUCUAGGUUCAUUUCUGUGAUGAAGUUCAGGCCUUUGAGUUGGAGGAUGACCCAUGCUUAUGUGCUGGCUGACCGGCUGGAAGAUAUCACUAGUCAGGAGUUGAUCAGGAAGGAUGCUAAGGUGAAUAGAGAUGUGGUGUUGUAUGGGUAUGUGAGAGGAGUACCACUCAUGAAAGAGUCUUCUGUUCAUAUUGCAGGUGUUGGCGACAUGAAAAUCAGUGAGCUAUCCUACCUACCAGACCCAUGUCCUCUCCCCAGCAGUGAGAAAAAGCGACAUCUCAUGGAGCGAGAGAGACAGAUCUAUGCACCUUUUUCGGGAGUUGGAGGCAUUGUCUAUGAUAAAGAUGCUGUUUACAUUGAGCUACAAGGCUCUCAUUCACAUAAGAAGGAAGAUGAAGAAACAAAUGAGAAGAAAGCUCUACUCAAGAAUGUUGUAGAAACCAAGGAGACUGUUGAUGAACAGAUGCAAGAGUCAGGGUUCCAACUGUUCAGUGGUGGUGCAGUCAUCUACCCAGACAUGGUCAAAGAUGACGAAUAUUUACAACAAAACAAAAAAGCAGAGUCAGAUUCUUCUGAUUCAGAAGAUGAGGGUAAUGACAGCGACAAUGACAGUGGAAUAGAUGAAAAGAAAGAGAAAAAGAAUAAACUCCCAUGGGAUAAUGACAAUUCAGAUGCAGGUUCUGAUGAUGAGGGCGAUGAUAAUGAUGAUGAUAAUGAUGAUGGUGAAGAAAUGAGUGUUGAUGGAGAUGAUAAAGAUAAAGGUGACAUGAGUGAUGAUGACAGUGAUUCAGAUGAUGAGCCUCAGAACGAUUUUGGUAUGAAAUGGAAGGAAAAGUUAGGACAAAAAGCCACAGAAGCUUACCUACAGCGACAAAAGACAUCAAAGAACAUCAUGAAGCUGGUUUAUGGUGACUUUGAAAUAGGAAACAAGGGUAAAAAGAAAGAUGAAGAGUCUGAAUCAGAAGAAGAAGACAAACCAAAUCUAAGGGAUUGGACUAGUGACACAAACAAACAAUAUUUGAUCAACAGCUUUGUAACUGGUAAACGGUCUGCUGAUGAGGAUGCAUCAGAACUAUUGAAAUUAGAUGAUGCGAGUGAUGGUGAGGAUGAAGAACUAUAUGGUGAUUUUGAAGAUUUAGAAACUGGAGAAAAACACAAAGCAGAGGAAGAUACAGAGACUACUGCUGAACCCGGAUCAAAGAGGAAAGCAGAACCAACCAAAUCUGAAAUAUUGGACAAAAAGUUAAAGUUGAAGGCUAAGUUUGAUUCAGAGUAUGACAACCCUGACGAUCACAGGAUAAAAGGAGACCACUCCUACUAUGAAAACUUGAAAGCAGAAGCUUUGAAGCAAUCAGAAUUGAAUAAAUCAGUGUUUGACAACUUAGAUAAUGGAUUGAGGGUAGAAGUGGAAGGUUUCAGGCCCGGGCUGUAUGUCAGAAUGUUAUUCAAGAACAUGCCUUCAGAGUUUGUGACGAACUUUGACUCAAGCUAUCCAAUACUGAUUGGAGCACUCAACAUGGCUGAGCAGAACAUAGGUUUUGUAUCCUGUAAAGUGAAGAAACACAGAUGGUACAAGAAGAUAUUGAAGACCAAUGAUCCUCUUAUCAUCUCGCUGGGGUGGCGACGCUUCCAAACUUUACCCAUCUACUCUAAGAUCGAAGAUGAUAUGAAAUGCAGGUAUUUGAAGUAUACGCCUGAACAUGUCACAUGUAACAUGCACUUUUAUGGUCCCAUCACACCACAGAACACAGGUUUCCUUGCAUUACAAAGUGUCAACAACAAUCCAAAUGAAAUCAAACAAGUUGGGUUCCGGAUAGCUGCUACUGGUAGUGUUAAUGAAAUUAACAAGUCUACCCAAAUAGUAAAGAAGUUGAAAUUAAUUGGUACUCCUUUAAAGAUAUACAAGAAGACAGCUUUCAUCAAGGAUAUGUUCACAACUACUUUAGAGGUUGCGAAGUUUGAAGGCGCACGAGUGAAAACCGUGUCGGGUAUCAGAGGGCAGAUCAAGAAAGCGCUGAACAAGCCGGAAGGAGCAUUCCGUGCGACCUUCGAAGAUAAAAUCUUGAUGAGUGACAUUGUGUUCUGUCGUACAUGGUACAAAGUGGACGUGACGAAGUUCUAUGCGCCUGUCGUUAACUUACUACUGCCUGUGGGUGCUAAGAACGCCUGGCAAGGAAUGAAGACUAAAGGACAACUUAAGAGGGAGAAGAAUAUCAAGAACGAUGCUAACCUCGAUUCACUGUAUACUGAAGUUAACAGGGCGCCUAAAGUGUUCAAGCCUUUGGUUAUACCUAAAAACCUGCAGAAAGGAUUGCCAUAUAGGUUCAAACCUAAAGAGAAGUCAACUACAUUGUCUGGAACGAAUCCUAAGGAUAAGUUCAAGAACAGGAUAGCCGUGAUCAAGAACCCUGAAGAACAGAAGAUCUCGAAUGUUAUGAAGAUGUUGAAAACUAAUUACGAGAAGAAAAAGGAAGUGCAGAAGGCAGCGACUGCACUUCGCCUGGAAAAGCAUAAAAAGCAGCUGGAAGAAGAGGAGUGGCGUAAACUGAAGCGACAGAAAGAAUUGAAGAAGAAAAUCUGUAGACAUUUAAGUAAAACUGGCAAUAAAAAUAAAACUCAAAUGUAA
Spodoptera littoralis (African cotton leafworm) is the source of this 3444-nucleotide messenger RNA. Lineage: Eukaryota; Metazoa; Arthropoda; Insecta; Lepidoptera; Noctuidae. The record is from the annotation of a GenBank genome assembly.